CGCACUACGUUUGCUUGAGGCUUUAAUCCGCUAUAGGGAAUUCCUGUUGGCUGCUCGACCCACGUGGUUCUGGCUCCUGUAUAAAAAGUUUCUGUCUAAAGGGGUACAAUGUUGCGAUCGCAAGGGGUUAAAGCUGUUCAUACGAGCGCAUCGCCGUGUCCAUGAAAGCGAUGAAGAAUUACUUGGACACCGCAAACUGGAAGACGACACAUGAGACAAAGAAGAACAGGACCUAAAACGAAAGGCGGAUGUCAAGCACCUAGCUAUUGUGCCGUGGGGGAAAAAGUAGUGGCAUCUUUUAUAUUUUCUACCAUUAUGGAUAUUUGUAACUGACCAGAGACUCUGCAACUUGACAGGCUACAUACAUGGGCAUGAACUGCAAUUAUUUACUCUAUAAUAUUGCUUCCAUAAUAAUUUCUUUAGCCAUGGCAUGACGCUGAAUUGCCACCGAUGCUGAGACUUUUGUCAAGUAGGAACGGGGAGACAAUAAAAUCACAAUGUACUAUGACAAAAACGUGAUUUUUUUCGAUCACACAUCACUGACUGACCAAGAGCUGAAGAUAUAAGAAAAUGAUUAUUCCAGUCAUUUCAUCUAAUUCCAAUGAAGUCUGUAAAUUCUCGCAUAGAAGAUCUUAGUGCAUCCUUACAGGAAGACACAUGCUCUGGAUGUUACAACUUGCUCUUGCGCUUAGAACAUUUUCGUUUGGGACGAGACUGAAGCCUUUCUAAAAAAAAAAAAAACAAACAAAAAAAAAACGACCUAUCAGAAGCUCUGUUCAUCCUCGAAGUAAAAACUAGUGACUCCUUUUUCCGUGCUUUCUUUUUUUGCUCUUAAAGAAUGCGAAGUUUCCUUGUCAAGGUGCUUUGUCUCUUAGCCUGCGCGUUAUCCGCGCACUGCACGCCCGCGCCAGAAACCGAGGCGCACACGACGGCGUCGCGCGAUUCGUGCGCGUCGUGUGGUCUCACGCAGCCUGCCGACUCGGGAAGGAUGGACGAGGAGUUCGUAGAGGCGGUUAAGAGACACAUCCUGACCAGGCUGCAGAUGAGGGAGAGACCCAACAUCACUCAGCCCAUACCAAAGGCAGCCAUGGUGACCGCGCUGCGUAAGUUGCACGCCGGGAAGGUGCGAGAGGACGGCAGGGUCGAGAUCCCCGAAGUAGACGGGCACGCAAGUCAUGCCAAUGACGUCGAGGAGGAAACGUCAGAAAUCAUCAGUUUUGCAGAGACAGACGAUUUGCUGUCUUCGAAGUCUAGCCUUUUCUUCAUCAUCUCCAAUGAAGGCAACCAGAACCUCUAUGUGUCUCAGGCAAACCUGUGGCUGUACUUUAAACUUCUGCCUAGUUUGUUGGAGAAGGGCACUCGAAGGAAGGUCAUGGUUAAAGUAUACUACCAAGAACCAGGCCUAGGCAGCAAGUGGAACCUGGUGGAGAAGCGGGUGGAGCUGAAACGCAGUGGCUGGCACACGUUCCCUCUUACUGAUGCUGUGCAACUUGUGUUCUCCAAAGGUACACGAAGGCAGAACCUGGAUGUUCGGUGCGAAGGCUGCGAGGUGGCAGGUGUUCUGCCUGUAUUGGUGAACUCAGGUGAUGAGUCACACCGACCUUUCUUGGUGGUGCAGGCACGUGCAACAGACAGCAAGCACCGCAUCCGCAAACGCGGCUUGGAGUGUGACGGUACCAGCGGCCUGUGCUGCCGCCAACAGUUCUACAUUGACUUCCGCCUCAUCGGCUGGAACGACUGGAUCAUCGCUCCAUCAGGCUACUUUGGCAACUACUGUGAGGGAAGCUGCCCGGCAUACAUGGCUGGAGUUCCAGGAUCAGCAUCAUCAUUUCACACCGCUGUAGUGAACCAGUACCGCAUGAGGGGGAUGAGUCCAGGCUCCAUGAACUCCUGCUGUAUCCCCACCAAACUCAGCACCAUGUCCAUGCUGUACUUUGAUGAUGAGUACAACAUUGUCAAGCGUGAUGUACCCAACAUGAUCGUAGAGGAGUGUGGAUGCGCUUGAACGGGGAUUUUUAAGGACUUGUCACUCUGUAAACGUUCAUUGAUGGAACAAAUUAUUGUAAAAUGAUAUUUAUAAACAGCUGGGCAAACAGUCACCCUGAUGUCCACACUCACACACCUAUGCAUGCACAAAUCGUUUGUACAUAUAUUUAUGUUGCAUAAUAUCUUCCUGUUAGACUCAUUUAUAUGUGUUACAGUCUUAUUCUAAGAGUACAGGCUUGUUCAGGAGGUGCUGAACUCAAAGGGAUGACAAAGUUGUGUUCUAAGUUUAUUGCUGGUUCUUUUAUGUUUCUCUCCUCUAAAAUUUUGGAAAAUCGAGAUGAUAGGAGCCUUAGAAAAGGGUCUUUUCCCUGAACCCCCCAGAAUUUCUCUGCAAUGCCUCUUUCACUGUAUACAAAAGCACUGACCAACUCCCCAUUUAAUCCUUUCAACAGCAGCACUUUGCUUAACCACUCCAUUGGAAAAUCACGACAACUGAUCCAUUUUAGAACCUCCAUCAAGCAGUAUUCAUCUGUCAAACUCGGUCAAACAACUGACCCAUAUUGUUUAAGACAUGCUGCAUUCGCAAGUACUCACGUUAGUGCGGCUUAUUACCACAGGACAUGAGUAGGCAUUUGUCAUUACAUAAUAUAAAGGGUUUUUUUUUUAUAGCAAGAGACAUGAAUUUAUAGUUUUCUUCCCUCCCGAGUGCUUAUUUUUAUAAACACAUUUGUACACAGAGUAAAGGGAAUUAUGUGUCUAAAUUUCUGCUUGUGUGUGUGUUACAGUGCUGUUUGCUAAAAAAAAACUUCCAAAAGUACUUAAAAUAUCUGUAGAAUAUUAUAUUUCUUCUUUCAAGUUGUCAUUUUUCAGUUAGCUAGGGGUGCAAAAAAAAACUUUCAAAAAGUAGAAGAAAUAAAUAAACCCAAAAUGCACAAUUUAUAGCACUUGCUAAUUGAAAUGCCUUUAAAGGGUACCGAGUGGCACCUCUGUGCUCGCUAACAAUCCUUUUUUUCAAAUAAGUGCCACACAAACUAUGCAAUGUAUAGUACAGUCCCAUGUCAGACAAACUAGCUAGUAGGUGUAUGCUAUCUUUCAAUACUUGAAAUGUCUUUCGCUUCCUUCUCUGAAUGAAUGGUUGUUACGAUGUUAUGAUGUUUGCACUGAAAAAGUCGCAUUAUGAGUAAAAGAAAUGGAAAAAAAAAACUUGCCAUUAAAAUAAAAGCUAUUUUUAUAAACAUAAAAUAAAUUCUGUUCAAAUGUAUUAUAGUGAACCGUGGAACCAAAGAGGCCAAGAUUUUUCUUUAGCUAUAAUAAGAUGGGAUUUCUUUAGCUAUUAUAAGAUGACCAUCACAUUGUUAUGUAAAAUACUUUUUUAUUUGAUCAUGUAAACGGCCUAAACACUGUAUCAGGGUACCAUAUUAUGGAUUCCAUUUUCAGCUCAAUUCUCUUUCUUUCUUAUUUUGUACAGUAGAUAAAUGAAAUAUUUCAUAUUUUUUCAACUUUAAUAUUUUUUGGUUUUCUAUUUAAUACUUCUAGUUCCUUUUGCAGAAUCAUUUAGAAUCAAAUACGUGCCACCUCUGUACAGCAUAUGUAAGAUAAAGAAUGCUUUUAAAUAUUUUGUUCUUUGUAACUGUUAUAA
Tachysurus vachellii is the source of this 3625-nucleotide messenger RNA. Its product is annotated as inhibin beta B chain-like. The transcript has 2 exons. Lineage: Eukaryota; Metazoa; Chordata; Actinopteri; Siluriformes; Bagridae. Bases 839 to 2005 code for a protein of 388 amino acids. Gene Ontology annotation, molecular function: growth factor activity; cytokine activity. Gene Ontology annotation, biological process: BMP signaling pathway; SMAD protein signal transduction. Gene Ontology annotation, cellular component: extracellular region. The record is from RefSeq and is a predicted model, not a curated record.